Messenger RNA from Linum trigynum, 2323 nucleotides. The record is from the annotation of a GenBank genome assembly. Lineage: Eukaryota; Viridiplantae; Streptophyta; Magnoliopsida; Malpighiales; Linaceae.
CGCAGUAUGAAUUCCGUGUCUGUUUCUGCUUUUUCUUUCUUCUCCAUGGAGUAGUUCUCCCAUUCAUCUGGGUAUGGAGAACCCUAGAUUUGUAUGUUAGGCUUUGAUUGUAUGAACCCAAGUACCGAUUCUAUGAUUGAUUAUAUUCGAUUGAGGUUUUAAUGAUUGAAUGACUUGAAUCCUGAUCAAAUUCCUGUUGUUUCUGCUUUAACCUAGAAUGAGAAUAUCUGCCUAGGUUAAUAGAGUAUCCUUGAUUGAAGGUAGGGAGUUGGUGACUUUAGUCGAGGAGCCAACUCACUAUUCUGUACCGGAUUUACUCCGGUAGUGGAGGUUUUGUUCUUAGGGCCUCAAUCUGUCGACUCCGGUGGAGGUUAGUCGCCCGCUAGAGAGUCAGAUUGAGAGGGUCUGAAGACCUUUAGUCGAGACUUCAGGCUGUUUAAGAACCUUCCGCAGUAUAACUGUCAUAGAAACUGAACUUGGUAAUUACAAUCCGGCUUAACUGCAGUCUAGGGGGAACCAUAUCCGGGUGACCUCUUUAACCUGAAUACAUCGUUUACUUGCUUUGUUAGUUUGUUAGUUUAGACUUGCAUUCCAGUUUCAUUGCUAGAUAACAAGAAUUCACUGAGUAGUCAUCAGAUCUAGGACCCGGGUUGACAUAUAAACCUAACCCGCUAUACUACGCUUUAGGAAGUGGUUUCACUUGGCCAAUUUCUAGAGUGACAGUAGAGUCGAGUCACGUACAUACAAAGAAGCUGCUUAGUAUGAAGAAUGGCUCAAGGCUGUUCAGUCUGAACUAGCUUCCCUCUUAAAAACUAAUACUUGGAUACUAGUAGAUCCUCCCAUUAACAAACCUAUCAUUGGUAAUAAAUGGGUUUUUCGGAUCAAAUUUCUUUCAGAUGGUACCAUUGACAAGUUCAAAGCUCGUCUAGUGGCUAAGGGAUACACUCAAACCCCUGGUAUUGAUUAUCUAGACACCUUCUCCCCUGUUGUCAAAAUGACUACAGUUAGGGUCCUCCUAGCAUUAGCAUCUAUUAAUAACUGGUACCUAGAACAGUUAGAUGUCAAUACAGCCUUUCUUCAUGGUGAUUUGAAUGAGGAAGUAUACAUGGCUUUACCCCCUGGUCUCCAGGUUAGUGAUGCUGACAAAAAUAAGGUUUGCAAACUUACCAAGUCCCUUUAUGGGCUAAAAGAGGCAAGUCGCCAGUGGUUUGCAAAACUGUCUGCUACACUAGAAGAACUAGGAUAUAAGAAGUCAAACAGUGAUUACUCCCUUUUUACCAAACAUGAAAAUAAGAACUUUACAGCUUUACUUGUAUACGUAGAUGACAUUAUACUAACUGGAAACUGUUUCUCUGAAAUUCAAAAGGUCAAACAGUUCUUAGAUGACAAGUUUACAAUUAAGGAUCUUGGGAAUCUCAAAUACUUCCUUGGCAUGGAAGUAUCCAGAUCUGAUUCUGGGAUUCAUCUUUGCCAAAGGAAGUAUACACUAGACCUCUUAUCUGAUACUGGUUAUCUUGCUUCUAAACCAGCAACUACACCUUCUGUUCCAGGCACUCAUCUCUCUAGCAAUGAUGGAGAAUUACUUGAUUCUGCUGCACACAGUAGUUAUAGAACAUUGAUAGGUCGUUUACAAUACCUAUGCAAUACUAGACCUGACAUAUGCUAUACUGUCAACCAGCUGAGCCAAUACAUUGAUUUCCCAAGAACUAGUCAUGAACAAGCCACUCAUAGACUUUUGCGCUACUUAAAGACUAAUCCAGCCAAAGGCCUUUUCUUUCCUUCAAACUCUAACAUCAAGCUCACUGCCUUUUCUAAUUCGGAUUGGGCUGGAUGCCCCGAUACUCGCAGAUCAGUAACUAGUUUUUGUGUUUUUUUAGGUUCUUCACUCAUCAGCUGGCGUUCCAAGAAGCAGCAGACAGUCUCACGAUCAUCAGCUGAAGCAGAAUAUCGUGCCCUUGCUGACACCUCACAGGAACUCCAAUGGAUGACAUCUCUUUUUCAACAGCUCCCUGUGCAACCCCAGCAGCCCUACUUCAUCUACUGCGACAGUCUUUUAGCUGUAAAGAUGACAGAGAACCCAGUUCAGCAUGAAAGAACGAAGCACAUCGAAGUAGACUGCCACUUCACAAGGGAUCAAGUGCUUGCCAACAAACUCAAAGUUCAACACGUUUCAACUACACUACAGCUUGCUGAUCCGUUUACAAAAGCCUUGCCAGUUCACACCUUUGUAGACCUCAUCUCCAAGCUAAACAUGAAAUCAAUACAUGCUUAGCUUGCGGGGGGGUAUUAGAGUAUAGGACUAGAAUACAAUUCGCUGUUAGAU